Molecule: messenger RNA, 2739 nt
Organism: Asterias rubens (European starfish)
Lineage: Eukaryota; Metazoa; Echinodermata; Asteroidea; Forcipulatida; Asteriidae
Product: transmembrane 9 superfamily member 3-like
Exons: 12
Coding region: 117-1874 (585 amino acids)
Biological process (GO): protein localization to membrane
Cellular component (GO): membrane
Source: RefSeq, a predicted model, not a curated record
UUUUCUGUGUGUUCAUUCUUAACGUUCUUCUUCACGUAGGAAGGUUGAAAUUAGGUUUAUUAAAUCAUUCACCAUCGUCUAUGUCCUGUGGUAUUUGAGAGCCAAAUACAUGCAGAAUGUGGAGGGGAAUUUUAAGAUUAUCAUGUGUACUUUCUGCUGUGUUUUUGACGGUGAAAGCUGAUGAACACACCCACACAUACUCCUUGAAGGAAGAGGUGGUACUAUGGAUGAACACAGUUGGUCCAUAUCACAAUCGCCAAGAGACCUACGGGUUCUUCUCGCUUCCAUUCUGCCGAGGACCCAAGGUAGAGAUCAGUCAUUAUCACGAGACAUUGGGAGAAGCUCUCCAGGGUGUCGAACUGGAGUUCAGUGGUUUGGACAUCGAUUUCGCAGUGGAAAUGCCACAAACGAAAUACUGUGAGGUGGACAUGACCGAAGAUUCUUUCAAAGCCUUCACAUACGCAGUGAAGAAUCACUACUGGUACCAAAUGUACAUUGAUGACCUUCCCAUCUGGGGUAUCGUCGGUGAAGUGGAUGAUAGUCCAGAGAAAGGGCCAGACUAUUACAUCUGGACACACAAGAAGUUGGACAUCGGCUACAAUGUCAAUCAGAUUGUGGACGUUAAUCUGACCAGCGAAGUCAAGGUCAAACUGGAGAAAGGAGUGAAAGUUCCAUUCACAUACCAGGUUAAUUGGAAAAAAUCACCAAUGAGUUACAGAAAGCGUUUUGAUAAAUACUUGGAUCCUAACUUCUUCAACCACAGAAUUCACUGGUUCUCAAUUUUCAACUCCUUCAUGAUGGUUAUUUUCUUGGUUGGUCUUGUCUCCAUGAUUCUCAUGAGGACUCUACGUAAGGAUUACGCCAGAUACAGCAAAGAUGACGACCUGGACGACAUGGAGCGUGAUCUUGGUGAUGAGUAUGGAUGGAAACAGGUUCAUGGCGAUGUCUUCAGACCGGCUUCAUACCCGAUGCUUUUCUCAGCUAUGAUUGGUAGCGGUUAUCACAUGGCCUCAGUGGCUCUAGCGGUCAUACUCAUCUCACUUUGGGGUCAACUCUACACUGAUCGGGGAUCCAUCUUGAGCACCAGUAUAUUUGUUUAUGCAGCAGCUGCACCCGUCAACGGAUACUUUGGGGGUGGCCUCUACUCGAGAAUGGGAGGUAAAGUGUGGAUUAAGCAGAUGCUCCUCAGUGCUUUCCUGAUGCCGCUCAUGGUCUGCGGACUCGCCUUCUUUAUCAAUUUCAUCGCUAUUUAUUAUCACGCAUCCAGAGCCAUCCCCUUUGGAACUAUGGUUGCAGUGACUUGCAUCUGCUUCUUUGUGAUCCUUCCUCUAACUCUUGUCGGAACCAUUGUCGGCAGAGCGAUAGCCGGUCAGCCCAACUUCCCAUGUAGAGUCAACGCUGUCCCGAGACCGAUACCAGAGAAGAAAUGGUUCAUGGAACCCUCUGUCAUCAUCUUGCUCGGUGGAGUUCUACCGUUUGGCUCCAUCUUUAUUGAAAUGUAUUUCAUCUUCACGUCAUUCUGGGCCUACAAGAUCUACUACGUCUUCGGCUUCAUGCUCUUGGUUUUCUUAAUAUUGGUCAUAGUCACCGUCUGCGUCACUAUCGUCUGUACAUACUUCCUACUAAACGCGGAGGAUUAUCGCUGGCAGUGGACAAGCUUCUUGGCGGCCGCCUCAACGGCCCUCUAUGUUUACAUGUACUCCUUCUACUAUUUCGUGUUUAAAACAAAAAUGUACGGCCUGUUCCAGACGACGUUCUAUUUCGGCUACAUGGCACUAUUCAGUAUAGCUCUCGGUAUCAUGUGUGGUACUAUGGGAUACAUCGGAACGAGCACCUUCGUUAGAAAGAUCUACUCGACUGUUAAGAUCGAUUGAGGUCACGUACCCCCUCACCCAACCCUACCCCACCCCCCUGAACAAGAACCUUCAUUCAACUCUUAUGGUGGCUUGGAGAUGCUGAGCAGCAAGAGGUUGUGUGCUAAUCCAUUAAACCUUGGACCCCGCCCCCUGCUGUGCUCAAAGCUUCAUCUUCGACUUACCCAUGCCAGCCUCCCCUCUUCUUCAGCGAAUCCAUCUGUGCCUAUUUUAUUUGUGUCCGUCUUCUUUAGGAAAUGACUUUGAACCAGAGUUUGUGCAACGAAUGAUGCUGAGCUACACAUCGUCGCAUCUCGAUUUUGCCAAAAAAUUGUAUCUCGCACGAAAAUGCUCUGUGGGAAAAAAACAUUGUAUCUUGGUGUGUACUUGUUUUUGUCUGUACAUCCGAGCUCUUUAAGCGAGAUACAACAUAUUGACGAUUUCAAAAUCAUGCAUAAAUGUAGGUGCUUUAAGGAGACACAAUGAUUUCUUUGUCGUUCCAUUUCAUCUAUUGAUUCUGAUGCCCUGAGUCAAAAGCAGCCGUUCUUGUAAAUAGCAUAUUAGACUUAAAAUUUACAGGAAGUAAUUUUAGUAAAGACUAUUUUACACAUUUAUAUUCAUGAGAUGUGAUGUCCUAAACAUUCUACAGUCUACUCUUGUUACAACGAGAACCCUGGGACUGGCCGAAAUGAUUCUUUAUAAACAGGAAGGUCGUAACAAGAGUACAGCAAAACAAAGAAACACAAAGCAGAAAUGAGAUUGGGACCUUCAGAAUCUUGCCCCCUUGAAUGGCGUCACACGCGGCGUCUGGUGCCACGCUCACCAUGUUGGUGGGCAAGUUAGGUUUACGUGUAUUAACGCCGCGUCGUCUAAAAUGUGCACUUCA